Molecule: messenger RNA, 2476 nt
Organism: Scylla paramamosain (green mud crab)
Lineage: Eukaryota; Metazoa; Arthropoda; Malacostraca; Decapoda; Portunidae
Product: nascent polypeptide-associated complex subunit alpha, muscle-specific form-like
Exons: 3
Coding region: 361-2469 (702 amino acids)
Source: RefSeq, a predicted model, not a curated record
GGCAGGCGACGGAUCAGUAGCGCUGUGGCCGUGGUGAGGUGUGUUCCGUCGCGACCCAUAUUCCGCCAACCCUUCGCCUUUUCGGAGCCACCACCACACCUUCUCUCCCUCCCUCCCUGCCUUCCUCCCUCCUCCCUCACCUGUGGGAACAAAUACCUGCAAGGGAGGCGCCGCUUCUGAGGAGAUUCAAGAAAGGGUUUUUUCCUCCUCCUCCUCCUCCUACUCCUCCUCCUCUUCUUCCUCCUCCUCUUCCUCUCCUCCUUCCCCAUCCUCCUCCACCGCCGCCGCCGCCUCCUCCUCCAGCGAAGACAAACACACACAAUAAAGGUCUACCUGUGUGGGAAAAACAAUUACAGAGAUAUGGAGUCAUGGGUGAUAAUAGCAGCACACCUCCUCCUCCAGCUCGUCCACAGCAUCACAGGUGCAGCCCUGGAGGGCGUGAGACUGUCCGUCACGCCCACGACGCCGCCCACGCCCACGCCUUCACAAGCAGCCCCAUACUGGAUGCGUCCCGUUCCGCCAGAUCCCCCGACGGACACCUCGGGCGGGGCGCGGGGCGGAGCGGGGACAGAGGGUCCUGGGGCGACACACACCCCGGCGCCCCCAGACACCACGCGGGGCCUCCAGGAAACACAGGGGCCGGGCGGCGCAACCCACACUGUCUUCCCGCAGCUCCUCCCGCAGGAAACACUCGCGCCCCCAGCUUCCUCCUCCCCCACCUCGGCCACACAGACGCGGGACGCCGCUGCGGGACAGGUACCAGGGUCGGCCACCGUGAACCAGGUCACACCGGAGCCUGCCGCGGCGGGGACUGGGGCCCCCCAGGGUGCGGAACCCGGCGACUCUUCUUCGUCAAGAAAAACUCAGGUCACGUCGCUGCCAGGCUCCUCGAGUGGGCCGCCGCCCCCUCUGCCUCCCCGGCCCCCAUCCCGCAGCCCUGAUCACUCGGCGGCCAUCAAAGCCUCGUCAGGAUCUCCCGUCACCCCACUCACUCCCCACACCCCCUCCCCGACGGGGAGUCCGCCACCGAAUUGGGCCAAUGGGCGUCUGGGCACCUCCACCGGGAAUCCAGGCCACUCGGCGCACCCCCUGCCUCCCGCCCUACCGCCCCCCAGCCCCAUCGACACCUCGCAGACAGACCGAGCACAGCUGGCGAGGAUUUGGAGCGCCGGGGAGGACGAUCAGUGGGCGGGCGGCGGGCGACGGGGUGGCCUGAGGCAGAGGCCCCCGUGGGCAUGGACCAAGGGCAGGCGGCGGCGGCGGAAGCUGCCCGGAGAGCCUGCACCUCCCCUUCCUGACCUGCCUCCCGUCCCCGUCCCACGCCGUGCCCCGGCACAGACGCCCAGCCUCCCUGGGAGAGUGGAAAGCAGUUCCCAUGACAGCAUAGGGGGAGGGAGUGACGCGCGAGUUCCCACGAGUGCCGUGCAGGCGGCGCCGCAGCUGGAUGGCGGGGACGGCGCCGGCAGGUACGAGGUGCUGCGGCCCGGCGGCGGCCACAUCGAUUUCAAAGUGACGGAGACGGGCGAGUUCGAUGGGUUCAGCGUCACGCGGACCGAGGAGGUGGACGACGCGCCCCCCGACCCUCAUCAGGCUAACACCUCAUGGGCGGGCGUGACGCGCGGCGAGGCGGCGAGUGACCGUCACGACAGUCCGAGUGACGGGGGGAUCGCGGCUUCAGGGCGAGAGAAGCUCCCGGGGGAGAGUGACAGGUCGCCUGAGGGAACCCCACUACCCGAAGAUCGCACAAAUGACGCUCCCGGCGAGAUCUCCCUCAGCACCACCUCGAGUCAGGGAGAAGACGACAGGGCAGCGCCCUCCUCGCCCCUCCCCACCCUCGAGGACAUCUACUCUCGAGAACUUUCCCAGAUGAAACAGGAAGUGCAGGCUCCCCAGUACGGCCUGGCGCGGCCCCGGGCUGAGGCUGCAGGCGCCGAGGCCACCACGUUGCCUAGCCUGUACAACGGUGACCUCAUCCCGCCGCUGCCGGACCACUGGGGAAGACCCUGGUCAGGGGUUGGCCGCCUGGGGGACUUCUCAGGGGCAGUCAACACUCCGGCUCCCGCCCCUGAGGUGAACCAGCCCUUGGCGACUUUCCCGGCUCAGGUACAGACGGAAGUACCCGGGGAGGGGACGCCGUGGAACGUUGAGGGGAGCACGGGGCACCCCGCCACAGCACCGCCCCAUCCCCAGGCCGCGGCCCCACACACGUCACGGGAGGAUGAGAAUGACGGGGCGUGGCAGGCGCGGCACCUCACCGAACAUAAUGUGUCCACGGCAGGGACAGCGGCGACACCCGGCCCUGUCCCCCCGCCCCCCAGCGGCCCCCAGCACGAGGCGCGUCGCGCCGCAGACAUGAAACACGGAGGGGGGCGGCAACACACAACUCGCAAGCGACGCAGCCGUCACCGCGGGGGCGGGAAGGCGCGGGGGCGUCGUGGCCGGGUGCAGGGGAGCGGGUGGAAUUCGUGACAGUGGU